Gadus macrocephalus (Pacific cod) is the source of this 2097-nucleotide messenger RNA. RefSeq names its product F-box protein 25 (gene fbxo25). Gene Ontology annotation, cellular component: cytoplasm; SCF ubiquitin ligase complex; nucleus. Lineage: Eukaryota; Metazoa; Chordata; Actinopteri; Gadiformes; Gadidae. Gene Ontology annotation, molecular function: protein binding. Gene Ontology annotation, biological process: protein ubiquitination. The coding region runs from base 171 to 1250 and encodes 359 amino acids. The record is from RefSeq and is a predicted model, not a curated record. The transcript has 11 exons.
AGCUUCUUCCAAUGAUAGAGGAGCAGUAGGCGGUUCCACAUUCCACCCAUCAGUCUGUGUUAGUGUGGCUUUCAGUGUUUACUUCCGUCAAUAUUUCCUCGGAAAAGAGAAUUUAUCGAUUAACGACGCAAAGGUUCUCCUUCCACCAUCCCAAGCCCUCCCUCCAGAAGAUGCCUUUCCUAGGUCAGGACUGGAGGUCGCCCGGGUGGAGCUGGAGGAAGGCGGAGGGCGGCUGGCAGAGGACUGUGGUGUUUGGAGACCACCCCAACGAGAUCGACGUACUCUGUGAUGUGAGCGGGGAGAACCUGUUUGUGGGAGCAGUGAGUGAGCCAGCCAAUCAGAAGACGCUGAAGGACAUCUGCAACCACAACACCAAAUCCCAAUGUGACUUCAGCGACAAGUGGAUCUACGUGCAGAAGGAGAGCACCAAAGAGCGCCACGGCUACUGCACACUGGGAGAGGCCUUCAAUCGCCUGGACUUCUCCAGCGCCAUCCAAGACCUGAGGAGAUUCAACUAUGUAGCCAAACUUUUCCAGCUCAUCGCAAAGUCCCAGCUGACCUCUCUGAGUGGUGGUGCCCAGAAAAACUACUUCAACAUACUGGAUAAGAUCGUAUGCAAGGUCCUGGAGGAGCACUACAACCCCCGGCUGAUCAAGGAGCUGCUGCAGGACCUGAGCUGCACCAUGCACGCCCUCACCAAGGGGGUGGGCAAGUGCGUGCUGGUUGGCAGCAUCAACGUCUGGCUCCUCAGGCUGGACACCAUCCACCACUGGCAGCUGCAGCUCCACAACCUAGACAUCCCCAAGAAAAUGUCCAAUGGCACCAAGUUCUGCGACCUGCCACUGGACACACACAACACCAUCCUCUACAAGUUCUCCGACGCCUCCGACAUCAUCAACCUGGGACAGGCCAUUCCAACUCUGCACAUGCUCAGUGAGAACCGGAAUCUGUGGAGGAAGCUUUGCCUCUUUCACUUCUCAGAGAGACAGUUCUCCAUGAAUAUGGUGCUGACUGAGAGUGGCAGUGUGGACUGGAAGGGCCUCUACUUCAGCCUGCAGAGGCACAACCCCCAGAGGGAGCACUACGGAGACACACUGCACUUCUGCCGGCACUGUAGCAUCCUCUUCUGGAAGGAUCGCCACCUGGGGUUGUUCUUCAAGGACUGCGGCCACCCGUGCACCGCCGCGGACCCGGAGCGCGCCCUGGUGCCCGUCUCCCCGCAGCAUUUCAUCGACCUCUUCAAGUUCUAAGGCCCUGCGCUCCGCUCUGAGGGCCCCGUCUACCUUCUGGGGGCCCCCGGAGGUGUGUAUGUGUGAUGUCUCAAUACAAGUGCUUCAGCUGGAACGAGGACACUGUUUGAGGUCAUCUUUCUGUCCACUCAAUGCUUUUGUUGAGUGGAAAAAUGUUUAAUAGUUUAUAUAUUUUUACACAAUAAUUUAUGAAUUAAUUUUUCAUUAAUUCAUUAAUCCAAUUUUUCUGAAGGAAAUAAUUGCAUGCCCUAUGCAGUUAUAAGUCUCUGUUUACCUCCAUUUCUUGUGUGCAUUCCUGUUACAAACAUUCACAUCAUACACUAAAAAUUCAAAUUGAUCUGUAUGUUUAUGCUUGCAAAACAAUUUUUAAUGAUGCAAGCUUUUUGCAGAGAUCUCGAGGUAAAAUUGUAUUUAUGGAAAUUAAUUCAUUCUCUUUUCUCGACUCUUGUAAUAUCUUUUUAUCAUCCACUACACGUGUUGGUACUUACCAGUUCACAUUGUUAAUGGGUGGUAGCUCUAUUAUAUAAUAAUACAUAUUUAUACAUGUGUGUUGUUUGUUGUUCUGGGGCUGGUCCUGUUGCUGCUGUAAUCAAGGAGACGAUUGAAUUGAGAAAAUGUAAAGAAGAGAGAAUACAUCUGGGUAUCAAUGGUUUCCAGUUAGAUUCAGACUUCUCAGCCCUGUGUGUUGCCCCUUUUCUGUUUUAAGGGAACAAUGAAUUGAAUGAACAUUGUAAAGUUUUAUCUCAGCUGAUACACUGGGUGGAGUAGUUCACCCCUCAGUGGCCUUUUCUUACUUUAAACUUCCUGAAAUGUGGCUACUGUAACCUUUAUUAAACUGUUGUUUUUC